Messenger RNA from Cavenderia fasciculata, 789 nucleotides. RefSeq names its product phosphatidylinositol transfer protein 2 (gene pitB). The record is from RefSeq and is a predicted model, not a curated record. Gene Ontology annotation, molecular function: phosphatidylcholine binding; phosphatidylinositol binding; phosphatidylcholine intramembrane carrier activity. Gene Ontology annotation, cellular component: cytoplasm. Gene Ontology annotation, biological process: phospholipid transport. The transcript is spliced from 6 exons. The coding region runs from base 1 to 789 and encodes 262 amino acids. NCBI's taxonomy places the organism in Eukaryota, Evosea, Eumycetozoa, Acytosteliales, Cavenderiaceae.
AUGUUAAUUAAAGAAUAUCGUAUAGUAUUACCACUGACAGUUGAAGAAUACCAAGUGGCGCAAUUAUAUAUGGUUGCUAAAAAGAGUAAAGAAUCAACAAAUUCAGGAGAAGGUAUUGAAAUUGUUCAAAAUGAACCAUAUGAGAAUGAUAAGUCAAAAGGCCAAUACACCUAUAAAAUCAUACAUUUAAAAAACUCUUUACCAGCCAUUGCUGCUGCCAUUUUACCAGCUAGUGCUCUUAAAGUUGAAGAAAAGGCUUGGAAUGCUUUCCCUUAUUGUAAAACCGAAUAUAGUUGUCCAUUCUUUGGUGAUAGACUUGUUUUAUCAAUCGAAUCUAUGCAUAAACCUGGAAGAGGUGAAGAAGAAAAUGCACUAGGAUGUGAUGCAGCAGUUUUAAAAGAUAGAGUUGUAGAUUUUAUUGAUAUUGCCAAUGAUCCACUCGAUAAAAAGGAUUAUAUUAAAGAAGAGGAUCCAAAGUUAUUUAAAUCAGAAAAGACUGGAAGAGGACCAUUGGAUGGUGAUUGGUUCAAGACUGUUGAUCCUGUCAUGACUUGUUAUAAAUUGGUAAAGGUUGAGUUUAGAUAUUUUGGACUUCAAACAAAGGCAGAAAAUAUCAUUCACAAGAUAGGUGUACGUGAUGUCCUUCAAAAGGCACAUCGUGCUCUCUUUUGUUGGAUUGAUGAAUGGUUUGGUAUGACUAUUGAAGAUAUUCGUAAAAUCGAAGCUCAAACCAAAGAAGAUAUGGCAAAUGCAAUGAAAGAUCAAGAAAACAACGCUGCAAAGAAAUAA